AUGGAAAUGGAGUCUCAAAGCGGCGGCGAGAAACCGGCCGGCGUCUUUGGCCGUGCAUGGCGGCGGGUUAAGGCCUUGCCGGAGGGUUUGCUUGCCAAGGUGGUUGAUAUUGCUAGGCAAACCAGAGAUGUUGCGACAGAUGAUCCUAGGAGAGUUGUUCACUCCUUAAAAGCUGGUCUUGCACUUACUUUGGUCUCCUUGUUGUAUUACCUUCAUCCACUUUACCAUAACUUUGGUGUUUCCACAAUGUGGGCUGUCAUGACUGUCGUUGUCGUCUUCGAAUUUACUGUUGGUGCAACACUUGGAAAGGGUUUGAAUAGGGCACUUGCAACAUUGCUAGCUUGUGCUCUAGGGGUUGGAGCACACUAUUUGGCUAGUACAACUGGGAAAAUCUGUGAACCACUUUUGCUAGGGUUCUUUGUAUUUGUCCAAGCUGUGGCAUCAACCUUCAUAAGAUUUUUCCCAGCAGUGAAGGCGAGAUAUGACUAUGGAUUGCUCAUCUUCAUCCUCACAUUCUGCCUGGUUUCCAUUUCUGGUUUCCGAACUCAUGAAAUCUUGGAGUUGGCUCACAAGAGGUUUUCCACCAUAGCCAUUGGAGCUUCUGUUUGUGUCAUUGUCUCCAUUUUUGUUUGCCCUGUCUGGGCUGGGGAAGAUCUUCACCGACUAGUAGCUACAAACUUGGAAAUUCUUGCCAAUUUCUUGGAAGGAUUUGGAGCUGAGUAUUUUAAAUCAUCAGAAGAGGAAGAGUCGUCCAAGGAGACUAAACCUUCCAUGGCUGGCUACAAAAGUGUUCUCAACUCUAAAACCACUGAAGAAGCUCUGGCAAAUUUUGCAAGAUGGGAACCUGGGCAUGGGCGGUUCAAGUUCCGGCAUCCAUGGAAACAAUACUUGAAAGUGGGAGCACUUAUUAGGCAGUGUGCCUGCAGGGUUGAAGCCCUCAAUGGCUAUCUCAACUCCAAAAUUCAAGGUCCGGGGGAGAUGAGGAGAAUAAUGAAGGGAACAUGCACGAAGAUGAGCAUGGAAUCCGGUAAGGCACUGAAAGAGCUAGCAUCAUCGCUGAGAAACAUGAACCACCCUUCCUCGGCGGCCAAGAAACACAUGGCGAACUCGAAAACCGCCGCCAAGAACCUUAAACUGCUCCUCAGCUCCAGCUUCUGGGAAGACGUGGACCUGCUGCAGGUCAUUCCGGUGGCGGCGGUCGCCUCAAUCCUCACGGAGAUUGUGGUCUGCGUAGAGAACAUAGCGGAGAGUGUGAGUGAGCUGGCGGCGUCGGCGCACUUUAAGGAUAAUGCAGCCGAGUCGCCGCCGGAGAGUAGUAGUAGUAGUGCUUCCGAUUCCGACCAUGUUGUUAUUGAGGUUGGGGAGAUGGCGGCUCCGGCGGCUGAGGCUAACCAAAGCAGGUGUUUGUAAAUUGUACAAAGUUUUGGACUGAUUUAUAAAUACUUGGAAUACUAUAUU
Messenger RNA from Ipomoea nil (Japanese morning glory), 1458 nucleotides. RefSeq names its product aluminum-activated malate transporter 2-like. The record is from RefSeq and is a predicted model, not a curated record. The transcript is spliced from 6 exons. The coding region runs from base 1 to 1410 and encodes 469 amino acids. NCBI's taxonomy places the organism in Eukaryota, Viridiplantae, Streptophyta, Magnoliopsida, Solanales, Convolvulaceae. Gene Ontology annotation, biological process: malate transport. Gene Ontology annotation, cellular component: plant-type vacuole membrane.